GGGGCCUCGUGUCCCUCGCGACGCGCCGUCCACCCCUGAGCGCCUGCGCGGGGCCGGCGCGGGACGGGCGGGCAUGGCGUUCCGGCAGGCGCUGCAGCUGGCGGCGUGCGGCCUGGCGGGGGGCUCGGCCGCCGUCCUCUUCUCGGCCGUAGCGGUGGGGAAGCCCCGCGCGGGCGGGGACGCCGAGCCGCGUGUGGUCGAGGCGCCGGCGUGGGCGGGGGCCGCUCGCCCCGGGCCGGGCGUCUGGGACCCCAACUGGGACAGGCGAGAACCACUGUCCCUGGUCAACCUGCGGAAGAGGAACCUGGACUCUGGAGAAGAAGAACUGGCAUCCAGGCUGGACCACUGCAAAGCCAAGGCCACGCGACACAUCUUCCUCAUCAGGCACUCCCAGUACCAUGUGGAUGCCUCCCUGGAAAAGGACCGCACUCUGACGCCCCUGGGUCGCGAACAGGCUGAACUAACUGGGCUCCGACUUGCAAGCUUGGGGUUGAAGUUUAAUAAAAUUGUCCAUUCGUCCAUGACCCGUGCAAUAGAAACCACUGAUAUCAUCAGCAAACACCUGCCAGGUGUCUGCAAGGUCAGCACAGACCUGCUAAGAGAAGGCGCCCCCAUCGAGCCUGACCCACCUGUGUCCCACUGGAAACCGGAGGCUGUGCAGUAUUAUGAAGAUGGAGCCCGGAUCGAGGCUGCCUUCCGGAACUACAUCCACCGGGCAGAUGCUAAGCAGCAGGAGGACAGUUACGAGAUCUUCAUCUGCCAUGCCAAUGUCAUCCGCUACAUUGUGUGCCGGGCGCUGCAGUUCCCUCCAGAAGGCUGGCUCCGCCUGUCUCUCAACAACGGCAGCAUCACCCACCUGGUGGUCCGGCCAGAUGGCCGAGUGGCGCUCAGGACCCUCGGGGACACGGGGUUCAUGCCUCCGGACAAGAUCUCCCGCUCCUGAGGGCUGCCUGGAGGCCCCGCUCUCCUCAGUCCCCCCGUGGCUCCCGUGGGUGCUGCCAAGGACACGGCUCCUUCCCUGUCUUCCCUCCACAGGCUGCACUGCGGUUCCAUCACACUUCUCCAGGACGGCAGUGAAGAAGGACGAGAAUAUCCAAAAUAACUAAAAUGGGGCAUUUCAGCCUGUACUUCCGGCCCGGGAUGGAAAAGGGCGUUGUUCCGAGCGGAUGGGCCUGAUUUCUCUCUUGGGGUUUUCUGCCUUGUCUCCCGGGACGAGGCCUCACUCAUGUCUGUGGGGACCGCGGUCAGUCCCCACGAGCGUCUUUGGUCGGGACCACAGUUGGCCACACGAGCCCCUCAAGGCUCCAAGGAGGGGCCGCCAGGGCUUCCGUUCAGAACUUCUUGUUGUACAUUCUUCUCCUUUCUUAAGACCCUUUUAUCACUUAAAUUUGUCAACUACAGAUUCUCCUCAUCUGGGUUCCUGCUUCGAUAACCAGUUUCUCAGUCCAGGGCCCUGCGCCUCUGACGCUGCUGGGCCUUUCCCAACACCAGCCGCACCUUGGCGGGCGAGGGAGGUGCUGGAUGGUGACCGGACAGCCGGGCGUCCUCUUCGGUCUUUGCCUCUGGCCAUUAAUCCUCUCUGCUUACGGAUUAAACUCCUUAGAUGUGAUAUGUCCAUCCCAAAUAUUCUGUUAAUUUAGGAGAAACUACAAUUUUUAUGAAGUGGUUAUGAACAUUUUCUGCAAUCAGUGCAACUAAUUGGGACAUUUGAUCCAUUUCUCUGUAACUUUGGAAAUAACUGCAAAAUAAAAAUUUUAUUUUACUGAUUUC
Callorhinus ursinus (northern fur seal) is the source of this 1770-nucleotide messenger RNA. RefSeq names its product PGAM family member 5, mitochondrial serine/threonine protein phosphatase (gene PGAM5). Lineage: Eukaryota; Metazoa; Chordata; Mammalia; Carnivora; Otariidae. Gene Ontology annotation, cellular component: mitochondrion. The record is from RefSeq and is a predicted model, not a curated record. Gene Ontology annotation, biological process: peptidyl-threonine dephosphorylation; positive regulation of mitochondrial fission. Gene Ontology annotation, molecular function: protein serine/threonine phosphatase activity.